ACCGCGCCGGCGUCGACCCCGGCUGCAGGAUUCGUUCGGAUCCUUCGAAACGCACGAUGAUGCUCUCAUCGAGGCACACGCGCCUCGCGCUCGCGCUCCUCGCGAUGCUCAUCGCGGCGCUGGCCCAUCCCGCCGCGGCGCAGUCGGUUGCGAAGAUCCCGACCCGCCACGUCGAGGGCGGCGACGCGGUCGCCGCGCUGGCCCUGCCGCGCCGGCCGAUCGCGCCCCUCGUCAACGACCCCACGAUCGUUGACCAAGAUGCCAUUCCCGUCGCGGCAUCAACCGCGACGGACGGUCCCGCGCCGAGGGCAGCCAUGGGCGAGGCGCAGGAGACGCCCGCGCUCCAUCCGAUGAGGCCGAUGCGGCCCGCGGACGCGACGACGACCGCCGCGGGUGAGGCCGCGCCGGCGCUCACGCCCAUCAGGCCCGCGGUCGUGGACCCCACGCCCGCGCAGACCGAACGUGUCGCGGCGAAGCCGGACCCGUCCCAGCUCCACCCGAUGCGCCCCCUCCGACCCAUGCGACCCGUCGCGACGACCUCAUCGGAUGUGGCGAACGUCGGGUUGGACGAGUCCCGGGUUUCCAAGGUUGACGCGGUGCAAGCCGUCGCCGCCGCGGAGGUGGCGCUCGAGAAGGCCGAGGAGGCGACGGACGGCGUUAAACGCGAUCCGGAGGCGCAGGGCCUUCUCCACGAGGCCGAACGGGUCCUGGCGAAGGCCGAGAUGGAGGCUGAGAUGGAGGAUGGAGACGUGCAGGCGGACAUGGGCGGUCGGGAGAUUGGGAAGGAUGGCGAAGGCGCGGGCGGGUCGGGGGCGGGGAUGGAGAAUAACAGGGAGUACGACCGGUGGUACAGCACGACGCCGCCGUGGGUGCUUGCGACGUGCGCGGGCGUCGGCGCGGGGCUCGUGCUCAUAGUGUUCCAGACGGUGUGCCAGGGAGUGAACCGGGGGUGCGAGGGGGCGCCGGAGGUGCGGUCCCUCGUGAGCGACGACUACGCCAAGCCGCCGCCGCCGUCCAAGUACGGAGCCGCCGGCACAACCCCGGUGUGAUUUAGCCGUCUUAAACGACUGAAGUCUUACACG
Micromonas commoda is the source of this 1082-nucleotide messenger RNA. RefSeq lists its product with no specific name. The transcript has a single exon. The record is from RefSeq and is a predicted model, not a curated record. Bases 57 to 1049 code for a protein of 330 amino acids. Lineage: Eukaryota; Viridiplantae; Chlorophyta; Mamiellophyceae; Mamiellales; Mamiellaceae.